AUGGCCUCCUCAAACGAAAUCCCCAACCUCAGAACGCUCCUCGGACAAGGCCGCGGCGGACCAUCACGAGGAAGAGGACAUGGAAGAGGUGGUCUCGGAAGUUCCAAUGAAGAACGGGCACAAGUUCUCGACAAUGCGGUCAAGGCUACAGAUCAAGAUGCGGCGGGGAGCAGGGUGAGCUGCGUAGAGCUUGGCUAUCUUCACGACCCAUAUGCGAAGCUGUUCGCGACACAGCAGACGGCAAGAAAGCUGCCAUUGCUCAACAGGGGUACCUACGUUCGCACCUCGGCCAUUGACCUCCUCGUCGCCAAGUUCCUCAUGACCUAUCCGUCGUCGGCGAAGCAAAUCAUCUCCCUGGGUGCCGGCACUGACACGCGAUUCUUCCGCCUCCUUGACCUGUACCCUCAGAUGCGCCUCGUAUACCAUGAGAUUGACUUCCCUACGAAUACGCUCGCCAAGAUAGCCGCCAUCCAGAGGCAUCCACUGCUUCACCGGAAGCUACUACACAUGCCAUCAACUUCAGCCUCCUACCACUCCGACACAUACAACAUUCAUGCGCUCGAUCUACGCUCUCUGGCGAGCUCGUCAGAGGAGACGCCCCUGCCUCCGAUUCCGAAUCUCGACCCGAGCAUACCUACACUGAUCCUGUCUGAGAUGUGCCUCGUCUACCUGCAGCCUUCGACAAUGCAAUCAAUAGUGUCAUCACUACUGACACACUAUCUACGACCUGCGACGCCCACCUCUCUCAUCCUCUACGAGCCCAUCCUACCCCAAGAUGCCUUUGGCCGGACCAUGAUCUCGAACCUCCAGACACGCAACAUCCACCUUCAUACAUUGACGGCCUAUCCCGAGUUGGGCGAUCAGCGUGCACGCUUGCAGGGCUAUGGCUUGACAGGCGGAGCCAAGGUUGCAGAUACAAACACUAUCUGGCGGAGAUGGAUAAACGACGAGGAGAAGGAGCGCAUUGCUGGUCUGGAGUUCUUGGAUGAGCUGGAGGAGCUGGAAAUGCUACUCCGGCAUUAUUGCGUCGCGUGGGGCUGGAGAGACGGCGAAAACGACGUCUUUUCCAAGGCUUGGGCACAUGUUGAAGAGUAG
Molecule: messenger RNA, 1095 nt
Organism: Alternaria atra
Lineage: Eukaryota; Fungi; Ascomycota; Dothideomycetes; Pleosporales; Pleosporaceae
Exons: 1
Coding region: 1-1095 (364 amino acids)
Biological process (GO): C-terminal protein methylation
Molecular function (GO): protein C-terminal leucine carboxyl O-methyltransferase activity
Source: RefSeq, a predicted model, not a curated record